AUGACAACAAUCAUUGUCACGAUGGCAGCUGAGCGGUUUGGUGAGGAGGAGAAGAAAGCUCCUGGAACACCCUACAUAAAGAACCACAGGGCAGAGAAGAUCCAUCUGUUAAGGCGGGAGAUGAAAGUGCUGAAGUCCCAGUACAAGGAGGCAGGAGAUGAGGAGCGCCUUGGUCUAUCCCAGCUGAUGGCCAUCCACCGGAAGAGGAUAAGGGUUCUCCGCCGGGCAGAGUGGCAUCGAAGGCGGCGGCGCGAGAGGGCUCGUAAGCGUGCGGCCUUCAUCGCCAACCCCUUCAAGUUCACCAAAGAUCUCCUUGGCCAGAAGCGCAGUGGAAAGCUGGCCUCCUCCAAAGAAGACAUCGAUCAACACCUUGCGGAGAUGUUCUGCGAUCCCGGUAAAGAGCUGGAACUUGGAGACUGUGACAUCCUCAUUGAUCCUCCCGAGCCACAGUUUCAGUUCGACAUGUCAGAGCUGAAGCUGAGGGAAAUCAAGGAAGUCGUCCAUAAAGCCAGAGCUUGCUCUGCUCCAGGACCGAGCGGCACCUCAUACAAGGUGUAUAAGAACUGUCCCAAGCUCUUGCUGCGGCUGUGGAAAAUCCUGCGGGUCUUCUGGAGGAAGGGGAAGAUCCCACAGCAAUGGCGAACGGCUGAAGGGGUCUGGAUCCCAAAGGAGGAAGAUUCCACCCAACUUGACCAGUUCCGCAUCAUCUCUCUCCUCUGCAUCGAAUCGAAGAUCUUCUUCAGCGCUAUCUCCAGGAGGCUGUGCACCUACCUAGCAAGGAACACCUACGUCGACACGUCUGUACAGAAAGGUGGAAUAUCAGGGAUGCCAGGCUGUGUGGAGCAUACAGGUGUGGUGACGCAGCUCAUCCGAGAGGCCAGAGAGAGCAAGGGUAACCUGUCAGUGCUAUGGCUUGACCUGGCCAAUGCAUUCGGCUCCAUUCCCCAUCAGCUGGUCCAGCUCACUCUGGUGAAACACCAUGUCCCCAGCAGGUGCAGAGACCUCAUCGCUGACUACUACAACAACUUCAGGAUGAGGGUCUCUGCAGGAGCAACACCAUCUAGCUGGCACAAGGUGGAUAUUGGUAUAAUCACAGGGUGCACAAUCUCUGUGACACUAUUCUCCUUGGCCAUGAACAUGCUCACCAAGUCUGCUGAACCAGAGUGUAGAGGACCCCUCAUGAGCUCUGGACAACGGCAACCACCCAUCAGGGCAUUCAUGGAUGACCUUACAGUCACCACAGAAUCCGUCCCAGGAUGUCGGUGGUUAUUGAGGGGUCUGGAGAAGAUGAUGGUGUGGGCCCGAAUGAGGUUCAAACCUGCUAAGUCGAGAUCCAUGGUACUGAGGAAAGGAAAGGUGGAGGACAAGUUCCGCUUUAACAUCGCAGGCACACCCAUUCCAUCAAUCACAGAAAAGCCAGUCAAGAGUCUUGGUAAGGUCUUUGACAGCUCCCUCAAAGACAAAACAUCUAUUCAGACAGCUUGUGCUGAGCUAGAUGGCUGGCUGAAAUCUGUGGAUAAAUCUGGCCUCCCUGGUAAAUACAAAGCAUGGGUCUAUCAGCAUGGCAUCCUCCCUAGGAUUCUGUGGCCUCUCCUUGUCUAUGCCAUCCCAUUGACCACAGUGGAGACAUUGGAGAGGAAAGUAAGCAGCCACCUACGGAGAUGGCUGGGGUUACCAAAGAGCCUGAGCAGCAUUGCACUCUAUGGGCGCAGUAACAAACUGCAAUUGCCCUUCAAAUCCUUGGAGGAGGAAUUCAAGGUAACACGAGCAAGAGAAGUGGUGCUGUACAGAGACUCCAGCGAUCCAAAGGUGGCCAAUGCUGGAAUCCAGGUGAGGACUGGCAGGAAGUGGAAGGCAGAAGAGGCUGUUCAAAUGGCUGAAGCUAGGCUGCGGCACAGGGCCCUGGUGGGAGUGGUGACACGAGGCAGAGCAGGCCUGGGAUCCUUUCCAACUCCGCAAGUGAACCCCAGUGGGAAGGAGAGGCGGCGCUUGGUCCAAGAAGAGGUGAGGGCAGCAGAAGAGGAAAUCAGAUCUUGCAAGUCGGUGGGCAUGAGACAGCAGGGGGCCUGGACAAGAUGGGAGAAUGCGUUAGAGAGGAAAGUGACCUGGACUGACAUCUGGAGAGCGGAGCCUCACCGCAUCAAAUUCCUUGUCCAGGCUGUAUAUGACGUGCUGCCCAGCCCAUCAAACUUGCACACUUGGGGCUUAGCAGAGUCACCAGCUUGCCCUUUGUGUUCUAAGAGAGGCACCUUAGAACAUGUCCUUAGCAGCUGUUCCACAGCGCUAGGAGAAGGGCGGUACCGGUGGAGGCACGACCAAGUCCUGAAGACCAUCGCUGAAGCCAUCAGCACAGGACUGGCAUGGGUAAAGCAGUUCCACCCCCCCAAGAAAGCCAUCGCCUUUGUUAAGGCUGGAGAACCAGUUGCCCCAUCCGGAAGAGCACCAGCAGGAAUUCUGACCUCUGCAAGGGACUGGCAGCUGCUAGUGGACCUUGAAAAGCAACUCAAGUUCCCGAGCCACAUCACAGCCACCACCCUUCGCCCUGAUGUUGUACUUGUGUCAAAUGCCACCAAACAAGUCAUCAUGCUGGAGCUGACAGUCCCGUGGGAAGAUCGCCUGGAAGAAGCCUUUGAAAGGAAGCUUUCCAAGUACUCAGGACUGGUCAGUGACUGCCAGCAAUCAGGGUGGAGGGCUAAGUGCCUCCCAAUUGAGGUAGGCUGCAGAGGCUUCGCAGCUCGGUCCUUGGCCAAUGCACUUGGAGGCUUAGGCAUCGUCGGACAGCAGAAGAGGAGAGCCAUCCGCAACACCACCGAAGCGGCAGAGAGGGCCUCAAGAUGGCUAUGGCUUAAGAGAGGCGAGCCAUGGAGUCGUGGUAGUUAGUUAGCCAACUGUACACAAGCUGGGGACUGAUCACCCCCGGCUGGGUCGCCUGGAUGAGGGUGUAUGAUGUUGAAAGACCCGAAACACCCAAUGAUUUCAGGAACAUCACUGACGAUGUGUCCAGUCGCAUCA
Molecule: messenger RNA, 3012 nt
Organism: Engraulis encrasicolus (European anchovy)
Lineage: Eukaryota; Metazoa; Chordata; Actinopteri; Clupeiformes; Engraulidae
Exons: 1
Coding region: 1-2880 (959 amino acids)
Source: RefSeq, a predicted model, not a curated record